Triticum turgidum subsp. durum (durum wheat) is the source of this 1248-nucleotide messenger RNA. The record is from the annotation of a GenBank genome assembly. Lineage: Eukaryota; Viridiplantae; Streptophyta; Magnoliopsida; Poales; Poaceae.
AUGCAGGACAUUUGGUGUCAUAAUCAUUCCCUAAUGACGAUACGAGAUGCUGCCCGUGCUGCCUGCGUAUCUCGUGCCUUUGGAAGUUCUUGGAAAAGCUAUCCCAACCUCAUAUUUAAUACUCGAACAAUAGUGUUGCGGGAUGGCAUGGAUUUCACCUGCCGAGUUGAUCACAUUUUGGAAAAACACUCUGGCAUUGGCGUGAAGGCAUUCGAGCUUAAUUUCCCCUUUUUCUACAAGUCUGAUGGCUAUAAAUAUCUCCAUAGGUGGCUUGAGAUAGUGGUUAAACCUGGCAUUGAAAAACUCACCCUUGCGAUUCCUGAGAGAGAGGAAGUCAACUUCCCAUGCCAAGUUCUAUCUGAUGGGAAUGGAAGCUCGAUGUGGUAUCUUCACCUUGCUUACUGUGCCUUCCAUCCUACAGUCAGUCUUGGUUGCUUGAGAAGCUUGACAGUGCUGUUUCUCGACUGUGUGCGAAUUACAGGGAACGAGUUAGGGUACAUUUUUUCCAGCUGUGUUGCUUUGGAGCAUUUGGAACUCAGGGAAUGCUCCGAGAUAACUUACUUGAAGAUACCUUCCCAGCUGCAGCGGCUCAGUUCCGUGCAUGUGUUAGAAUGCCACAAACUGCGAACGAUAAAGAUCGAAGCUCCAAAUAUUUGUAGGUUUCACUUUACAACAUUUCACAAUGUAGAGUUCUCACUUGGAGAAUCAUUGCAACUGAAGAACCUAGAGAUGCUCUGUUGCCGCCUCCUCUAUUAUGCACUUGAAGAGCUACCAUCCAUUGCGCCGAAUCUUGAAACUUUUAGCAUAUUUUCAUACCAUGAGGUGGUAAAUACAACAAUGGCAUUGGCGCCUAGCAAGUUCCUCCACCUGAAGUACCUGAGUAUUAGUAUUCAUGGAGACUACGAUUAUUUUUCUCUGAUUUCUUUUCUUGAUGCCGCUCCUUCCUUGGAGAUGUUCACACUGAAUGUACUGAUACGGCAAGAAUGCAUUGAUGAAUUGCUUUAUAAAGAUCCGCCACGUCUAAGGAAGUUGCCAGGAUACAUGCUUGACAAGCUCAAGACAGUGAAGAUAUCUCGGUUCUGCUCUUCAAAGAGCUUGGUUGAGCUGGCGUGCCAUAUUCUUGAAAACCCAGCAUCAGAGCGUCUUGCACUGGACACCACCGGUGGUGGUCUCCGGUGUUCUGACCGCGGUCCCGUAAAUGCUCCUUCUUGCAUAGAGCCACGGAUGCCCAUACAGCGGUCUUGGUAA